This is a messenger RNA of Trichoderma gamsii, 993 nucleotides long. RefSeq lists its product as hypothetical. The transcript has a single exon. Gene Ontology annotation, cellular component: extracellular region. Gene Ontology annotation, molecular function: hormone activity. Gene Ontology annotation, biological process: intracellular calcium ion homeostasis. Bases 1 to 993 code for a protein of 330 amino acids. NCBI's taxonomy places the organism in Eukaryota, Fungi, Ascomycota, Sordariomycetes, Hypocreales, Hypocreaceae. The record is from RefSeq and is a predicted model, not a curated record.
AUGAAGCCUCUUUACCACAUCGCCGCCAUUGGCUUCACAUUAUCUCAGGCAUGCUGGGCCGAUGGCAGCGUUUCGAAACGAGGUUCAACGCUUCCUCCAAAGCCCUCGUGUGACCCAGGAUUUACUCUAGAGGGCGUCUCAACCGAAGCGGUCAACACUCCGGGGACUCGGUUCAAAGCCGUCAUCUCAUGCUCAAGCCUCGACACCGAAAAGGUGUUUGUAUUCGUCAAUGGCGAAGAGUAUGGCGAUUUCCAAGCAUCAGAUUCGGGUAUUGAAUUCACCAACGGCCUCAGUGACGGUACAGCUCUGCUAGGAAUCAUCGCUGCCGAUACCCACGGCUACCCAUUCGUGAGCAGCUUUUCGCUUCGCUUCGGCACCCCGACUUCGAGUGUGAAGUCUUCACAGUCUCAGCAACUUCUCCAGGCUGCGGUGGACAAUGGCUGCUCGACCUGCGGCGACUGCAACUCGUGUCCCGGCUAUCCAAUGUGCGCAAGUACGUGCCAAGUGCCGCCUCCUCACCAGUGCGACUUUUACCAGACGUGUGUCGAGGAUUCUGUGCCCUGCUCCGGCGACUCCAGCUCGUAUGCCAUCAACUAUGGAUUGAAAAACUGCGAAAAAUUCGACCAGAAUCUUGAUCUCUUUUCUGAGAACGGCCAGACGUUUAUAUGGGGCACCAUGAACUGCCUGCAGAAAACACUCGUUCCGGUGGUUUCGGCUUGCAAUGCCACGUGCCAGAGCAUCCAUGAUGCGGCUUUUGGGUCGCACGCGCAGUGCUACAUUGCCAAUGGCUUCUGCAGCCUCGAGUGCAAAGACUAUGUGGCCGAGUUAUAUACGGUGGGCCUGGAUCUCUUCACGUCGGAUGCCAUCAAGUCUAUCUUUCAGACAGCAACCGGAUGUCUUGAGCGGAUUGAGCAAGUCAUCCAAGAGGGAGCUUGCGUGAACAAUGUACUUCAAGAUAUCAUCAUGUCCAUUCUUGACGUUUUAUCCGCCUGA